AUGGAUAGUUUUCGUUGGCUUUUACCACGUUCCUUGCAAAGGCGUAUAUUGUUAAAAAAUGGUGAUAGUAACAUAUCUUUAGUUCACAUCAACAAAAGAGGUCGUCAUUAUUUAGCUGAUCUUUUUACUACACUAAUUGAUUUCAAAUGGCGGUUUAGUUUACUGAUAUUUGUUGCAACGUUCGCAUCUAGUUGGAUAUUUUUCGGUUUUAUUUGGUGGUCCAUCAGCUAUGCACAUGGCGAUAUUGAAAACAGAAACGUAUCUGAUUGGAAACCUUGUGUUAUCGAGGUUUUUGAUUUUCCAAGUGCAUUAUUAUUUUCCCUGGAAACCCAACAAACAAUAGGAUAUGGAUCUCGCAACGUCACUCCAAACUGUUCUAUUGCCAUAAUCGUAAUUAUGAUUCAAAAUUGUUUUGGCAUUGUUGUACAAGCUCUCAUGACAGGAUUGGUAUUUGCCAAAAUAAGUAGACCUAAAAAGAGAGCUGAAACGUUAAUGUUUAGUGAAAAAGCCGUUAUAUGUGAAAGAGACGAUCAACUGUGUUUGCUUUUCAGAGUUGCAGACAUGCGAAAGUCGCAAAUAGUCGAAGCCCACGUCAGAGCAAUAAUGGUGUGCAAACGCAUAACAAAAGAAGGCGAAGUACUGCCAUUUUAUCAAAAAAGUCUCAAACUAGAAACCAGCGACGAAGAAGGUAGGUUGUUUUUGGUGUGGCCAGCCACGGUUGAACAUAAAAUAAUAUCUGAUAGUCCUUUAUGGGAUAUUUCCGCCACCGAUCUCAUUCACAGACAUUUUGAAAUUUUAGUAAUCAUGGAAGGUAUUGUUGAAUCAACCGGAAUGACGACACAGGCGAGAACCUCUUACCUACCUUCCGAAAUAUUGUGGGGUCACAGAUUUGAUCAUUUAAUAAGUUAUAAACCGGAAGAAGGUCAUUACAGCGUUGACUUUUCAAAAUUGAAUUCGACUUCUCCUGUUGCAAUAUCAGGACACAGCGCUAAAAAAAGAUUAGAAUGUCAAGAAAGUAAAACAAGUCAAAAUUUAAAUAGUAACUUGUCACUGCCAGUCGCCAAAAAAUAUUUGUAUUGCUCAAAAACAGGAAAUGAAAUGCGAAGAUGUUCGUGCGAUGUCGGCUGCAACUUGGUCGAUCAAUCAAAAAUGGUGGUCGCCGAAGCAGCGACAAGGGCCUUCAACAUAGCCGGCGUAACACCUCUAGCAAACAUCAGCAACCUAAAAAUUGACGAAGACGACCAAUCAAAUUAG
This is a messenger RNA of Helobdella robusta, 1254 nucleotides long. RefSeq lists its product as hypothetical. Lineage: Eukaryota; Metazoa; Annelida; Clitellata; Rhynchobdellida; Glossiphoniidae. Gene Ontology annotation, biological process: regulation of monoatomic ion transmembrane transport; potassium ion import across plasma membrane. Gene Ontology annotation, molecular function: inward rectifier potassium channel activity. Gene Ontology annotation, cellular component: plasma membrane. The transcript has a single exon. Bases 1 to 1254 code for a protein of 417 amino acids. The record is from RefSeq and is a predicted model, not a curated record.